AUGGAACGGAAGUUUGAACAGUACAUAAAAUUCAACGGCUGUCUUAUAGUGUUAUUAGUUGGAUUUCGUGUAAUUGUAAAUGCACAUCAAUGGGUGGUACAGUUGCAGAACGGGAACGAGUAUCCUUUCACGGAGGCUCUUGAAAUGCGCAAUCAUCCCGUCGUAGAUGGAGUGUUUCAGAUUAUGUGGAUUAUUGCUGUUACAUCUUUCUAUCAGGCACUCUGGCUGGAAGUGAGUUUGUUGCUGUACCCUAUCGGGUUCGUACUUGGCUUGGAAACCCUCAUUAUCUGUGCCGGAGACGUGGUCAAGCGAUGGAACGGUGAUGCUGAGGAUUGCUUCCUGCGCAAUGGUCAAGUUAGUGUCUUGUACUUCGCCGCACUGGUCUACUUUUACUACACUCUGUACAUCCUGAAGAAGUUGUUCCGAUCGGAAGAUCGUAAGUUUACUACUCUACCAGCGCCAUCCGGAUCUGCACAAAGGCAACCGAUCAACCCGCUAGUAAGGGUACACUAG
Anopheles maculipalpis is the source of this 513-nucleotide messenger RNA. RefSeq lists its product as uncharacterized. The transcript is spliced from 4 exons. The coding region runs from base 1 to 513 and encodes 170 amino acids. Lineage: Eukaryota; Metazoa; Arthropoda; Insecta; Diptera; Culicidae. The record is from RefSeq and is a predicted model, not a curated record.